AUUUAUCUCUAACCAUGAGAAACGUCAACACUUUCCCCACCACAAAUCACCAAAAUGCCACCCCACAAAUUCCCCAUCUCUCUCUCUCUCUCUCUCCUCUCUCUCUUCUCUCUCUCUCUCUCUUCCCAUAUCUCACUAUCCACUGCAAUUUAAUUCAUUUCUCGGCCAAUGAAUAAUUUUCACUUAAAUAUUCUGCUGUACACAAAAAUGGCAAUUUUAUCAAUGUUAGCCAUGGCGGCAUCAUCAUCAUCAUCGGCUGCUGCUAACGUGCACCCCGUGAUUUUAAUACCGGGGAGUGGCGGCAACCAAUUAGAAGCUAGGCUGACGUCAGAGUACAAGUCCUCGAGCUUGGUGUGCAACAAGUGGUACCCGCUGAAGAAAGACCCGGAUGGGUGGUUCAGGCUUUGGUUCGACCCGACUGUGAUUUUCCGACCCUUCACAAAAUGCUUCAAUCGGAGGAUGAUGAUUUACUACGACCCUGAUGAGGAUGAUUACCAUAAUGCCCCUGGUGUUGAGACUAGAGUUCCUCAUUUUGGAUCCAUUCAAAGUCUUCUCUAUCUUAAUCCUACUCUCAAAGGUAUUACAUCAUACAUGAAACCCCUAGUAAAAUCUCUCGAAAAAGUAGGCUACGUGAGCGGCAACAACCUCUUCGGUGCACCCUAUGAUUUUCGUUACGCGUUGGCCGCAGAAGGGCACCCGUCCAAAGUGGCCUCCAAAUACCUAGCCGACCUCAAAACCCUAAUAGAAUCGGCGAGCGCCUCCAACGGGGCCCGCCCCGUAAUCCUCUUGACCCACAGCUUAGGCGGCCUCUUCGCCCUCCAUCUCCUCAACCGCUCCCCAAUUUCUUGGCGCCAAAAGUACAUCAAACGCUUGAUCACACUAGCCGCCCCGUGGGGCGGCACAGUGGGAGAAAUGCUCACUUACGCGAACGGGAACUCGUUCGGCGUGCCGCUAGUCGAUCCGCUCCUCGUCAGGGACGAACAGAGGAGUGCCGCUAGCAAUUUGUGGCUCAUGCCUUCCCCUAGGGUUUUCAAUGAAUCUAAACCGCUAGUGGUUAUGGCGAACGGUACGCAUUAUACUAGUUCGGAUAUCGGCCGUUUUCUCGGCGAUAUCGGAUUUCCAGAGGGGGUGGGCCCGUACGAGACGCGGGUUUUGCCGUUGGGUUUGCGGGCCCCGCAGGUGCCCGUUACGUGUGUGGUUGGGACCGGGGUGAAGACGCCGGAGAAGUUGAUUUACGGGGGUAGUGGGUUUGGGGAACAGCCGGUGGAGAUUGUGUACGGGGAUGGGGACGGAACAGUAAAUAUGGUAAGCUUGCUUGCGGUGGAAACGGAGUGGGGUGGGUGUAAGAAUCAGUCACUUGAGGUGAUCAAGAUUGAUGGUGUUUCUCAUACUGAAAUAUUGAAGGAUGAAAAUGCACUUGGAAAGAUAGUUGGUGUAGUUUCUUCUGUUAAUUCUGGAAUUUCGAUGAGUUCGUUGGUUGUAAGAACCUUUUCUUGAUCAUGUUGACAAUUUUUUUUUUAUAUGGUUUGGGAAUUAAAUCUCAAACUUUGUAGUCAUACAUUUUAUAGCUAAACGAGAAAAUAUAAAAUGGAUUAGGAGUAAGUGUUGGAUUCAAAGAUUUGAAUUGUAUUAAGAAUUUUAU
Erythranthe guttata (spotted monkey flower) is the source of this 1642-nucleotide messenger RNA. RefSeq names its product alpha/beta-Hydrolases superfamily protein. Gene Ontology annotation, biological process: lipid metabolic process. Lineage: Eukaryota; Viridiplantae; Streptophyta; Magnoliopsida; Lamiales; Phrymaceae. The record is from RefSeq and is a predicted model, not a curated record.